AUGGGAUUUGGAAAACAAAAGGUAUCCUCAUCAGGAACACCUCUACCAAGAGAAGACACACCUCUCAUAGCCAAAUCUGAGCCUUUAUCCUCUCAAUCCAAGACUUUUGCAAAUGUUUUCAUUGCUGUUGUCGGUGCUGGUGUUCUUGGUCUCCCUUAUGCUUUUAAACGCACAGGUUGGGUAAUGAGUCUUAUAAUGUUGUUCUCUGUUGCUGGUUUAACUCAUUAUUGUAUGAUGUUGUUAGUCAACACUCGUAGAAAGCUUCAAUCUUUGUCUGGUGAAUGCUCAAAGAUCAACUCUUUUGGUGAUCUGGGUUUCACUGUUUGUGGUUCUAUUGGGAGGUUUGUUGUUGAUGUUAUGAUUGUCUUGUCUCAAUCUGGAUUUUGUAUUGGUUAUUUGAUAUUUAUCGGUAAUACUAUGGCUAAUCUCUUCAAUUCAUCAUCACCCAGCUUGGCUUCUCAACUUAUGGCCUUUUCUGUAUCAGCUAAGAGUUGGUAUAUAUGGGGUUGUUUUCCUUUUCAAUUGGGGUUAAGUUCUAUUGCAACGUUGACGCAUUUGGCUCCUUUAAGCAUUUUUGCUGAUGUUGUUGAUCUCGCUGCCAUGGGGGUGGUGAUUGUUAAGGAUGUUUUUAUUAUGAUGGAAAAUAGGCCAGAAGUUAGAGCUUUUGGAGGUUUGUCUGUGUUUUUCUAUGGGAUGGGUGUCGCCGUUUAUGCAUUUGAAGGGAUUGGUAUGGUUUUGCCAUUAGAAUCUGAAAUGAAAGAGAGGGAAAAGUUUGGGAGAACCUUAGGAUUCGGCAUGGGGCUUAUUUCAAUGAUAUAUGGAGCUUUUGGUGUGUUGGGUUACUUUGCUUUUGGAAAUGAUACACAGGAUAUUAUCACUGCUAAUUUAGGGCCUGGGAUCAUUAGCCUCUUGGUUCAAUUGGGUCUUUGUAUUAAUCUGUUCUUCACAUUUCCUUUGAUGAUGAACCCUGUUUACGAGAUAGUGGAGAGAAGGUUUUGGGGUGGCAGGUAUUGUUUGUGGCUUAGAUGGCUGUUGGUUUUGUUGGUUACUUUGGUGGCUUUAAUGGUGCCCAAUUUUGCCGAUUUCUUGUCCUUGGUGGGGAGUAGUGUAUGCUGUGGAUUGGGAUUUGUUUUGCCAGCUUUGUUUCACUUGCUUGUGUUCAAGCAAGAAAUGAGUUGGAAGGGAUGGACUAUUGACGUGGUGAUUGUAACCUUAGGCUUUGUUCUUGCGGUUUCAGGAACUUGGUAUGCUCUCGUGGAGAUCUUUGCUGUCAAAAAAAUUGUUGAAAAGGGAAAGAAGAAUGAGCUUCAUGGUGACUUAGAUGAAGUCCUCGGUACUGCAGUUGCUCAUUAUGUGAUGUUCUUGUAUACCUUUGGUUAUAAUGGAGGAUUUAUCAACCUCUCUUGA
Messenger RNA from Dovyalis caffra, 1407 nucleotides. The record is from the annotation of a GenBank genome assembly. NCBI's taxonomy places the organism in Eukaryota, Viridiplantae, Streptophyta, Magnoliopsida, Malpighiales, Salicaceae.